CUUUCUCUCUCUCUUUCUAUCUUCCCCACUUCUACAAGAACCCGUUCUCUCUCUCUCUCUCUCUGUUUCUCUCACUAACACAACCCUCCAAUUUGCUCUUUUAAGUUCUCUCUCUCUCGAGACCCAGGACCCAUUCUCACCUCCAAGCACGCCCCCUCUCUCCUUCUUCUCAUCCCUCUCUCUCCCCACCUCUCUCUUGCUCUCUCUGCUGUUUCGGUGAAAAACAGAGCGCUCUGAUGCAGCAUUUCAAGCUGGCGAUCGAGAACCAGGACAGCGCUGUCUGGGAAAUCAAGCCUAAGAACAGGCGAAUCAUGGGCGGUGGCGGUCCCGACGAAGAAGACAACAAUAGGUGGCCACAAUGGUUGAAGCCUCUGCUCCAAGAGAGCUUCUUCGUACAAUGCAAGAUACACGCGGAUUCUCACAAGAGCGAGUGCAACAUGUUUUGCUUGGAUUGCGUCAACGGCCCUCUCUGCUCUCUCUGCCUCGCUUCUCACAAGGAUCAUCGCACAAUACAGAUAAGGAGGUCGUCGUACCAUGAUGUGAUCAGAGUCUCGGAGAUACAGAAGGUAUUGGACAUCACAGGGGUUCAGACCUACAUCAUAAACAGCGCGAGGGUCGUCUUCUUGAACGAGCGGCCUCAGCCUAGGCCUGGCAAAGGCGUCACCAACACUUGCGAGGUGUGCGAGCGAAGCCUCCUCGAUUCCUUCCGGUUCUGCUCUCUGGGCUGCAAGAUUGUGGGGACAUCGAAGAAUUUCGUGAAGGAGAAGAGGAACCUCAGGAGGUCGUCAAUGGUGUCUGACGACGACUCCGAAGACUCGUACAGCAGCAGCAGCCGCCCCGCUGGUGCCGGCGGCCAUGGGGGGCGGCGCAGGGCGAGCAAGAAAGUCCAGAGCUUCAGCCCGUCGACGCCCCCUGCGACGGCCCCGAGUUUCCGGAUUGCCAAGCGGAGGAAGGGGAUUCCCCACCGAUCCCCGACCGGGGGAUUCGUCAUAGAAUAUUAGGCCCACUGAUGAUGACGACGACGAUCGUAAACUUUAGAAGGAACGUAAUCGCCCCCUCUCGUCUUCAGUCGUUUUAACUUAAAGCCGUAUAUGUAUAUAGAAGAAGAAGAUGAAGGAAGCAUGUCAAAAGACGGUAGGAAAGUGCAGGAAAACAGAAGCAAAUAAGGAAAAUAAACGCCGGCGGCUGUAAUGGCGAAGUGGUAAAAAAACUGUCGGAUGAAGCAGGAAAAACAUCAUGUGAUUAUAUAUGGGUUGCUUUCUUUUCUUUCGUUUCUGGUUGUUUUUUUAGAGUGGUUGAUGUGUAAAACAUAAGUUUUGGCAGAAGAUGUAUAUAAGAAGGCGGUUGUUGUGUAGGCGGAGGAUGCGUACGCAGCUCCCCAGCAAUGAAGUACUUAUGCGAAAAAAACCCAAAACGAAAAAGCUUGUGAUCUCGUCC
Molecule: messenger RNA, 1437 nt
Organism: Eucalyptus grandis
Lineage: Eukaryota; Viridiplantae; Streptophyta; Magnoliopsida; Myrtales; Myrtaceae
Exons: 4
Coding region: 237-1001 (254 amino acids)
Source: RefSeq, a predicted model, not a curated record